This is a messenger RNA of Colletotrichum karsti, 2709 nucleotides long. RefSeq lists its product as uncharacterized. The coding region runs from base 1 to 2709 and encodes 902 amino acids. Gene Ontology annotation, biological process: DNA-templated transcription; regulation of DNA-templated transcription. NCBI's taxonomy places the organism in Eukaryota, Fungi, Ascomycota, Sordariomycetes, Glomerellales, Glomerellaceae. Gene Ontology annotation, molecular function: DNA binding; DNA-binding transcription factor activity, RNA polymerase II-specific; zinc ion binding. The transcript has 3 exons. The record is from RefSeq and is a predicted model, not a curated record.
AUGCCCGGAAUCCUGCCCAUGAAGGUGAUCAAGGUGGGCACCAGCUCCCAGAGCCGCAUCGCCCAAGCCUGCGACCGCUGCCGCAGCAAGAAGAUUCGCUGCGACGGUAUUCGGCCGACCUGCUCGCAAUGCGCCAACGUAGGCUUCGAGUGUCGCACCAGCGACAAGCUGAGCCGUCGCGCCUUUCCGCGUGGAUACACUGAGUCUCUCGAAGAGCGCGUUCGCCAGCUCGAGCUCGAGGUUAGGGAGCUGAAGGACCUGCUGGACGAGAAAGACGAGAAGAUUGACAUGCUAUCGCGUAUGCACGGAAAUCACAGCCACCACUCAAGUCAUCGUAGCCCGUCCGUGGCCGCCGCAUCAGCGAACUCGCCGGCCGGGUCGUCUUCCGCCGUGGAUGUCAGGGAAAAGUCCGGGUCACCGGCCAAGGAGGAUACGUUCCGCGUCCAGGCGUCGCCGCUGCUUUUGGGCGUCGAGAACUCAGACUCCUACUUCAUGGGCCCCUCGAGCGGCCGUGCCUUCAUCGAGGCAUUCAAGCGUAGGAUGCAAGAAAACGGAAAGCCUUGCUCGGAUUUCAACCCAGAAGCUUUUUUGCAUAUUCAGGGCUGCCAUCCUUUGACGCCCAAGUCCCCAGACCAAGCUCUCAGAGUACCGCCACGAUUGUUUUCCGACCGCUGCGUCAACGUCUACUUCCAGGAAUGGGCACCGUUGUUCCCCGUGUUGCACAAGCCGACUUUCUUGCACAUCUACGAAGAGUUUGUAUCAGACCCAGAGAAGGUCAAGAAUAACCACAAGAUCGCGCAAUUGUAUCUCGUCUUCGGUAUCGCAGCUCUCGGCAGCGACCAGCCCGACUAUGACCAGAUUGCGGUUUGUGAGCAGCAGUGGCAGCGUGCUGUCGAGGCUGUGCUCAUGGAAAACACCAUGAUCACGCUGCAAUGCCUUGAGCUGGCUCUUCUCUACUGCAUCGUGAGAGCGGACUACAAGCGCCUCCAGCACUACAAGGGCAUCGCCGUCGGUUUGUCGCACCGCCUUGGACUCCACCAAAGCCAGAAGCGCUUCUCAUUCGGUGCUCUCACUAUUGAGACACGCAAGAAGGUCUUCUGGACUCUUUACACGCUUGACUGCUUCUCCGGCGCUAUUCUUGGUCUACCGAAGUUAUUGAAGGAGGACGACAUUCACGCUGAGUAUCCGUCAGAUACCGAUGAUGAGUACGUGACUGAGAAGGGCUUCCAACCGACUCUGCCAGGAGAGUACACUCGCUUGUCCAGCGCCCUCGCCCUCUUCCGCUGUUGCAGGAUUCUAGCCAAGGUCAUGGAGAAGAACUACCCGGCAGCGACGUCUCACGAGCUCUCACUGCAGCAAAUGUCCGCCAUGGAGGCUGAGCUCGACGAGUGGUGCGAGUCACUACCGGCUCAUUUGAAGCUCAACUUUGUUCAGGACAAGCCCUCGACCGAUGUUACUGGAAGCCGAUCCCCUCUGCUGGCGCUCGCCUACUACUACACGCGAACGCUCAUCUACCGCCCUGCCGUUGGCUCCUCUCUCGGCCACAAGGCUGCACCUGCACUCUUGUCGAUUGGAGAGUCCAGCAAGCACAUUGUGCAAAUCAUUCAGCUUCUCGAAGAGCGCAACAUGACUUUCUCCUUCUGCCUGAACAAGACCGACACUCUUGUGCUGUGUGGCAUGACCCUGCUCUACCACAGCUUCGAGCUGAAGCAGGACAGCAAAAUGAUGAAGGACGUCGAGCGCCUCGUCAACAGUGUUCUCAGGAUCCUCACGAAAGCCAAGGCCCCUGGAUCAUUCGACCUCAAACGCGUCGCCGGCAUGCUCAUUAAGCUAGACGAGCCUUCUUUGCCCACGCCGCCACAACCGAGCCCUGAUACGUCCAUGCGUGCACCGCAAAGGUCAUCACCGCCCGCAUCGGCGAACAAGAAGAAGUCCCCGCAACAAACUCUAGGUCGUCUUCCCAGCGCCGCUGCAAGCGAGAGCGAUCUCAUCCAGCAGCAGGAGAAGAUGCGCCGCAUGACCAUGCCUAGCAUUCAUAACCGCCCAGAACUCUACCGCUCCCGCUCACGGCCGUCAAUCGACAACUUGCAACAACAGCAAGACAUGUCCGCCGCCCGCCGGGAACACCACCGUCUUUCCAUGUCACAAAUCGCCAAUCGCAUUAGGACACAUAACGGAAAGCAGAAUCUCGACUACCUCUCCCUCAGCAACACGCCCAAUGGCUCCUCACCACCAUCACCCACAUCGGCACGUCUCCAACAACAUCUUCUCGCCGCGGCGCAUCAGAGCUUGUACAACUCGCAGCAGCAACCGCAAAAGAUAUCCGGUGUGUCGACGACCGAAUGGGAGGCGUUGCUCGGCUCUAUGGAUUGUGGUCUGAACAACGUUUACGACGCGAUCUACGGUGGCGGUGGCGGUCUCACGCAGAUGAGUGACACGACGCCCGCGUCAACGAAUCUGGAUGGCUGGUCGCCGGACUCAUGGGACCUUGCAAGCUUCAACAUUGGCGACUUUGGAACGAACCCAGCGCCGCCGCAAAGUGUUCUGAGCGUAAGCGAAGAGUCGCUGAGUUCGGGAGAGGAUUUGGCGAGUGAUUUGAACAUGAGCGUCAGCAGUUUAGAAUACCGCAACGCGUUGUUGGCUUCGUGCUCGGGGAACAACAAUGACGGGCUAUUUCUCGAGGGUUUGGAUGGGAAUUACGGGCUAUGA